Molecule: messenger RNA, 495 nt
Organism: Schistocerca nitens (vagrant locust)
Lineage: Eukaryota; Metazoa; Arthropoda; Insecta; Orthoptera; Acrididae
Exons: 1
Coding region: 1-495 (164 amino acids)
Source: RefSeq, a predicted model, not a curated record
AUGACCCUAUCUGACUCCCCAAUCUCACACGUAGCGUCCUCUGACUUCAUUCACUCAUCAUCAGCAGAAGUCAUCACUCCAGCUUAUACUGCAGCUCCACCGCCGCCGCCGCUGACACCAUCACCUCCACCAUCACCAAUGUCUGAAUUGCACCAGCCAGCAGCGUCAUCAGCUCCUACUGCUGUUCCAUUGCCACCCCUGUCAUCAUUACAACUGAAUCCAGAAGCAGAAGCACCAGCAACAAUAAUACCAGAACCAACAACAUACGCCAAAGCUGUGGCCGCACCAGUCACGUCUGCAUCAGCUUCAACCCCACUCAAUCCAGGUAAGAAGACUAAGAAAAGUCGUUCUAAAUCGCGCCCCACUCCACCGUCAAUAUCCUCUAACACUCCACCCUCAAAUGAUCCCUGCAACCCACCUAGGACAGAUACCAUAUCUAUCUCUGACACCCAGCUGAUGGCCCACAAGCCUCACACGCCAAAGCCAUUGGAGUGA